AGGUAGUUCGCCAGUUGGUCGACAGAAAGCAGCACUGCGCCGAUCCUUCUGCUGUCAGUCCGGGCUUCGUCUUCGUUAGGUUAGGUUGUUGUUGAGUUGGUGCGGUGGAAUAAAUAAGUGUUUCGAGUGCGUUUUACAGUUCCAAAGAGUGUUUGGCUGAUUCACAAGAGGAGAAAUUACCUUUGGAGUGUUACAGAUCGGAUCUUCAGGAUGAACGGGGUGAAUGGAAUGAACGGCCAUCACGAGAAUGGAGAGUUGUCCAAUGGUACCAAAGGAGUUUGGACAAUAGGACUGAUAAACUGUCAGUUCAAAUAUCUCACAGCAGAAACAUUCGGUUUUAAGACUUUUGAUCAAAACUCCCGUUUGGGUUCAGUUAUAAUAAACGCCAACGGCGCUUCCUUGAAAAAAAAGCAAAUUUGGACUUUAGAACCAGCUGGAGGAGAACCAAACGCUAUCUACCUGAAAUCACACCUUGGAAAGUACCUUGCCGUCGACACUUUUGGGAAUGUAACUUGUGAAAGUGAAGAAAAAGAACCAGGGUGCAAGUUCCUGAUCAAUGUUCCAGAGCCGGGAAGAUGGGCUUUGAAGAACUGUGUUAGGGGCUACUACCUCGGGGCGUCUAGUGAUAAGCUGAUCUGUACAGCAAAGGCCCCUGGGCAACCAGAACUGUGGCUGGUGCAUCUAGCUGCCAGACCUCAGGUCAAUCUCCGGUCUGUCGGCCGCAAGAGAUUCGCCCAUUUGUCCGAGAACUUGGACGAAAUCCACGUAGACGCUAACAUCCCAUGGGGUGAGGACACCCUGUUCACACUGGAGUUCAGGGUAGAUGAUGGAGGAAAAUAUGCACUGCACACCUGCAACAAUAAAUACCUAUCAAGAGAGGGAAAACUUGUUGACGAAUGCAACGCCAACUGUCUCUACUCCGCGGAGUACCACAGUGGUCAGUUGGCGCUCAGAGAUGUCGGUGCAGCGUAUUUGUCUCCGAUCGGAAGCAAAGCAGUGCUCAAGUCCCGCUCCAACUCCGUCACGAAAGACGAGCUGUUCACACUCGAAGACUCGCUCCCCCAGGCCAGCUUUGUGGCAGCUCUCAACUCCAGAUAUGUGUCUGUCAAACAAGGGCAACAAAAUAUGGGUCGAAAUUUCGGCCUUUAUGCCAAAACGCCAGAACAAGAAUCUGAAGACAGCCAAGGUGUGGAUGUGACGGCAAACCAAGACGAAAUCAGCGAUCACGAAACCUUCCAGCUGGAAUGGGACGCAGGAACUCAGCGAUGGUACGUGAGGACUAUGCAGGACCGCUACUGGACGCUGGAGACUGGUGGUGGCAUCCAGGCAGCUGGCGACAAGCGAUCUUCCAAUGCAUUGUUUGAUCUUGUAUGGAACGGAGAUGGUUCUGUCAGUUUCCGAGCCAACAAUGGAAAGUUGAUUGCGACAAAACGCUCCGGACAUCUCUAUGCUAACUCUGAUUCUGUGGAUGACACAAGCAAAUACUACUUCUACCUAGUCAACAGGCCUAUCUUGGUUCUGAAGUGCGAGCAAGGCUUUGUCGGGUACAAGGCUGGGUCAAAUAUCAGACUCGAGUGUAACCGAGCGACCUACGAGACCAUCCAAGUGGAGCGCGGGGAGAAGGGAGUCGUUUACUUCAAGGUCGGAUGCAAGAUUCCAAGAAUAAGAAGCAUCCAAGGUCGUAAGACCCUCGUCUGUCGCAACGGAAAGUACUGGCAUGUGGACAGUGAAGGCGUCCACGUUGACUCUGACACUCCAGAAGGCUUCUUCCUGGAGCUGCGUGAACCGACAAGGAUCUGCAUCAAGGCUGCAGGCCCGAGUGGAUGCUACCUCAGCGCUGGGAAGAACGGCGCGUUUAGACUCGCAGAUACCGAAUGUCAAACGGCGACCAAGUGGGAGUACUAAAAAACUCCUCGUCAACUCCAGCAAGCAGAGAUUCAGUUGAUGCAAUCUAGGAUGAAAUGGAAAAAGAUUAGAUAACAGUGGUACACAACACUAUUAAUUUUUUUGAAAAGAAUAACGUGAGUUCCAAACAUGCAUUUUACAAAAUAUACACAAUAAUUAGUGCUGCCCACCUUUUUUGAGGUUUUACUGGUAUAAACAAUUCAUAAAUACAAAUUAUCACAAAUUAUCAUAACAGUAAACAAACAGCUUAAUAUGUUUCUGCCACACCAUUAACAUUCUUAGUAAUCACAAUUAAUUAGAAACAUAUUUUCUGGGACAACUGAAUCUUUGCUUGCAGGAAUAGGUUAAGAACCCAAUUUCAUAUUUAAGCUGCUGACUAUUCCUUUUGUAACUGUUGAACUCGCUUCAUGUAACAGCACAUGGUUGUUUGUCAAAUAUAUUUUACUAGUUUUCCAUCCGUAGAGUAGAACAUUGUGAUAAUUUAGUUGUGACUUCAGUCUGUUGGGCUUUGUUAUAUUAGCUUAUCAAUUUGUAUACUAACAACAGUCCUUAACUGCCCUAUACAGACUUUGUAUUUUAUAAACUGAUGGAUUCAAAUGUUAAUUUCAACAUUGAUGAUUCACUGUCAAAUAAUUAACCACUUUUUUCUUGCGAUUUUUUUAAAGAAUAAACUAGCUUGAACUAUUACAGCUAUUGAGUUCGGUAAACAAAUAAUCACAAAAUGGAAGGAGUAAAUUUAUACAUAUUUAUAUAACCCAGUUAAUUUGAAAAUAAAUGUUUGCCUGAACCACAACUGCCAGUAACCACACAAUCUAUAAUUAUUUUUGAGAAAUCAAAACUUUUUUAACAAAGAGACAUGGGAGUUUUGUAAGAGUUUUUAUAUAAGCAAUAUGUAGGAGAAUUUUGUCUAUCUUAUUUAUACGGUUUUGUAAAUAAUUAGAUUUAGGUAUUUUCCAUGUGUAAAUGUGUCGUAAAAAGAUUAAUAAGUAGAAUUUGUAAAACACAAAUCAUUUUUGAGUGAAAUUUAAAAGACUGUCUACUCUGGUAUCCCAAAUUCAGUAUUAACAAAUCAUUUUUGUAUACAUUUAACAGUUGUGUAUCACAAAUAUGUAGCGCAAGUCUUUUUACCUACGUUUUUUAAAUUUUUGAUCAAUUUAAUAUAAAGUUUUAUUUUAUAAAAUAUUAGCUGCAUCGUUUGAAACCCUGUUGUGUCAUAUGCUCAAAUCAUUACUAACCCAAGAUGAUAUUUGCUCUGUGAAAAACUAAUGCGUUUUGUGUAUUUUGUAAAACUAACAAAUAGAUAUGCGCGAGAAUGUUGUAUGAAAGGAGUCCCCAUUUGGAGUUUAUUUCCAAGUUCUUUUAAAGGUAUGAGUUGUAAGUUGUACUUACCUUUUGGUUUAGGUUAUUUUAAGCUAUUUAUAUAUAUUUAUAUAUUACUAUACCAAAAAUAAUUAUAUUGAGUUCUUAUAUCGUUUAUUUGUGUUUCCUAUACGAGAGGUUUAGUUUAUUGUUGAGUGGAUGACUGAGUCCUUGUAUAGAUGAAUAUUUGUUCCUGUAAGUUUUUAUGGAUGUUAAGCUCCCCUCUCCCCUUUCCCUAGGCUAUUCAUAAACUUAUUUGUAAUUUAUAUUCAAUAAAUAUUUAAGAUGAA
Molecule: messenger RNA, 3554 nt
Organism: Macrosteles quadrilineatus (aster leafhopper)
Lineage: Eukaryota; Metazoa; Arthropoda; Insecta; Hemiptera; Cicadellidae
Gene: singed
Product: protein singed
Exons: 12
Coding region: 211-1905 (564 amino acids)
Biological process (GO): actin filament bundle assembly; cell migration; establishment or maintenance of cell polarity
Cellular component (GO): actin cytoskeleton; cytoplasm
Molecular function (GO): actin filament binding; protein-macromolecule adaptor activity
Source: RefSeq, a predicted model, not a curated record